AUGACCACUAGAUCGACCAUUUGUCUGCAGAACCACUGGCUUGCACCAACACCGGCUAAGAACCGUAUUGUGCUUGUGACUUUCACGCCUUGCUAUUCCCGAACCAAGCUCCGCCAUGUAGUCGCGCCUUACAAGGUACCGAUUUUCGACCCCACCGCCCUUCUCCAUGACCAUGGAAGACUGCGCCGACCGGGCGAUGGCUCAUAUGUCGACCACCAUCCUGCUAUCACCGUUGAGAGUCUCGAUGAAAGCUACAGAUCCUCCACAGUGAAGAAACGAUCGAAUAGAAAACGAAGACCUCCCCUGGCACCCGGGCCACCGCUACAGUUCGUUGUGGCUAGCCAUCCGGAUAGGUUUAAGGAUGAACAGACCAUGAGAAAUGUCCGAUCUCAUGUCAUGUACAAGCAUCGUGAGCACACGGAGCCAUUACCCUCAGAGAGUAGUAGUGCUGGAGAGCAAAGCAGGAGCCGUUCCCAUCAGUCACGAAGCCCAAACCCGUUCACCUUCAGCUGCCGUACUCCUACAGAUGCCUUGGCUCUUGCAUCGCCUGCAUCACAACAUCACAGCGGGGACUUGACCUAUGGACUACCUUCAUUGGCUCUAGAAUCGCUUCCAGUGGAUCCUUUCAGGUCUCUUGCAACUCGCAUCUUCUCAAUGACAGAAGUCACAAGCGUUCCUAGUACGACGCCAGUGUUUGCAAUAGCCCAGACACAUGCCCUUGACACCUUGGAUGAAUCAAUACCAGAGUCAUGGGAAACUCUACAGCAAGAGUACAUCGAAAUCACUCCACUCUUAUGCCAUGACUGGAUGCGAAGCCUAUGUAGCGCUCACAUGUCCUUCCUCAGCCACGCAAGUGCAGCAUGCGUCUACCAGGACCUUGGCGACGGUCUUUUACACGACAGUGCACUCACUGUCUCCGCAAAAUCAAAGGUCCUUCGAAUGAUCAGCGACCGGCUCCGCACUGAAGAUCCUACCAUCACCAUUGCAAGCAUACUUCUUCUCCUGAUUAGCGAAAUCGGAGAUUUGAAAGAAUCCGUCUUCGAGGUCCACCAAUCUGGCUUGAACCAGCUCGCUGCCGGCGUCACCCAGCUCUCUCCUCCACUGGCAGCUUUCAUGACCAUGCCUUUUCAUAACAUUGCCAUCUACAGACUCUCCCUCAUAUUCGCAUUACUAAGAGGCCAGGAUGCCCUCGUGCUCCCACCCGCAGCCCACCACCGCAUCUCUAUCCUCCCCGGUAACAGUGCACACCUAAUCUCCCCACUCUGCGCACCACAGGGUAAUGUCCUCGACCUCCUCAACCACUGCUCCCUGCCUACCUUCCAGAUCCUCAGUGAAAUGCACAUUUACACAAACAGUCUCCUAGCACACUCUCCUCCCUCAUCACCCUGCACCACCCGCUCCCAGCACCUCCACACACACCUCCUCUCACGCGCCUCGACGGCCGACGACGCCGCGCCCGAUUGGAUCUACGAAAGUUGCCGGCUAGCUGCCUCACUGUACUGUUGGCCCAUCUUACCGGCUCGUCGCACCCACGCUUCCCCUGCGCUUAAGCGCAAGCUCCAGCCUUCCCCACCACGUCUCGAGUACCACGCCCUCGUCACCGCGCUGCACACAGCCCUGAUGCGCACAAAUACAAGUGCAUACUGGAGCGAGGAACUGCGUGGCUGUUUUUUAUGGACCUGUCUUGUCGGCGCCGUGGCGUCAUGGUCGCUCGUGCCCUCGCAACUAGCAGGUCGUGGCAGAAAUCGUGGAUGUGAGUUUCGCAACAAAGACACCAUAUCCGAUGUAUCACAAGCGAGAAAGUUUUUCGCGCUGCAUGCCAUUCGAGCAGCCGUUUCGGUGCCGCUUGGUCGAGUCGAUGGUGCGGUGCUCGCUUUAUACACGUUUUUGCGUGUUCGUCGGGGUGUCGUGCCGGCGCUCGAGGAUGCGUCGACUGGAGGUCAAUCACCAUGGCCGUUGAACAGCGAGGCAGCCAGCACCUUUUACGCCAUCUCCCCCUACCCUCACCCCAAGGCUGAUAAACAUACCGCAUACCUCCAAGUCCUCCCGUCCAUACUCUCCAGGAAGAAAAAAGAGAAAAAAGAGACAAGGUAA
This is a messenger RNA of Plenodomus lingam JN3, 2094 nucleotides long. Lineage: Eukaryota; Fungi; Ascomycota; Dothideomycetes; Pleosporales; Leptosphaeriaceae. The record is from RefSeq and is a predicted model, not a curated record.